AUGAGCAUCUUCAAUAAUCUAGUUCGCUACAUCGCCAGUUUUCUAGGAUUGCUAAAUUCUAGAUAUGAUGAAGAGAUAGCUGGAAAAGGUAUACGUGAUUGCCAGAAAGGGAUUUGGAGGAUCAAAAGUGCUAUGAAAACAGUUAAAACUAUAGGUGAAAAACAACAUCUCCAGGCUUGUUUAAAUAAUAUUAAGACAUUACGAACUCAGAUAAAAGCUAUGGAGAAGAAAGGGGCGGGGCUUAAAUCACAACCUGAGAGGGCAUGGAAUCGUGUGCACUGGAAUGAAUCAGAGUCGGCGUUUGAAAGUAGAAUUAUAAGCGGAGUGAUCACCAAUUUAAAACAUAAAGAUCCUAAAGCUUUCUUAAUUGAUGCAAAAGCCAUUUUUAAACAUAGAAUACAAACGGUUCUAAGAAAAGAUGCCGCUGUAAAAAUCAAUACUGUUUUUGCUGGAGAGUUUGAAAUUGUAAAGGGAGAUAGUGUUCUUAAUAAAAACAAGUACUUUACUACCUCAAAUUCUCCAAUCUAUCGAGACACAAACCUUGAUGUGUGGUUUGACAUGAAGGUGAUCAAUCCUAUUAUAAUUGAGUUGGAAGAGUUUCAGGAACGAGACAGCGGAUGGGCUUUAAAAAAGAUUAUGAACUUGGGGGUGAACAUAAAUAAAUUUACUCCUCAGCUUGGGUCAGCAUACAUUGACUUACCCCCACAAAUUAAGAAUAAAAACGCAUGUAUCAACGUAAAAAAUGAUGACGAUGCUUGUUUCGCAUGGGCAGUCAUCUCUGCUUUAUAUCCUGCUAUCAAACAUGCUGAUAGAACCACAUCAUACCCUCACUACACUAAUAUUUUGAAACUGAAAGGAAUUCAGUUUCCGAUGACGGUUAAGCAAAUUCCCAAUUUCGAGAAGCAAAAUAAUUUAUUUAUAAAUUUUACAUUCUUCAAAAAAAUAAAGUCAAUUAUCACUCUACCGAAUUACCUUACAAAAAACAAAACCGAUCGUCACAUUAAUCUUCUCCUAAUCCAAGAUCGAUAUGAUGAUGCUCCUUCAACAUAUCAUUAUGUAUGGAUAAAAAGCCUCUCCAGGCUACUUUUGAAACAGCUAAGUAAAGAAAAUGGUCAAAGUAUAUUAAGACCUACCAAUGACCCCCGAAAGCCUCAACAUCAUGUUCCAGCUGCUGUUGGAUACUAUAUUAAAUGUAUUUACGAUAAUAGUCUUUCUUUUUACAAGAGCUAUAGCGGGCAGGACUGUAUGGCAUGGUUUGCGGAUGAGAUGAGUAGUUUGGCUGAAGAUUUGGCAACUCUGUUUUGGUGUAUUGAUAUGACGUUUACCCAAGAGAUGAGCUUUCGUAAGGCAACAUGUUGUCACAUCUGCGAACAGGCUUUUACUGCAGAAGACAAGAAAGUACGUGACCAUAACCAUGUAAUUUCGAAAAAUAAUUUUCGUGGAGCCGCGCAUGAAAGCUGCUUCACUUGGGACGCUAUGUUAAAACAUACUAAGCAGGAGUUGGAGCUGUUAACGGAUCUAGAUAUGUUUCUCUUUGUUGAGAAAGGGAUCCGUGAAGGUCUUAGUCAGGUGUGCUCGAAGAGGAGAGCUCACGCUAACAUGUAUAUUAACAACUAUGAUCCCUCUAAACCGAAGACCUUCCUAAUGUACUAUGAUGUUAAUAUUCAGUAUGGCUGGGCAAUGUCACAAUACCUUCCCUAUGGUAGCUUCGAAUAG
This is a messenger RNA of Psylliodes chrysocephalus, 1716 nucleotides long. The record is from the annotation of a GenBank genome assembly. Lineage: Eukaryota; Metazoa; Arthropoda; Insecta; Coleoptera; Chrysomelidae.